Rhinolophus ferrumequinum (greater horseshoe bat) is the source of this 2571-nucleotide messenger RNA. Its product is annotated as lanosterol synthase. Gene Ontology annotation, molecular function: lanosterol synthase activity. Bases 208 to 525 code for a protein of 105 amino acids. Gene Ontology annotation, cellular component: lipid droplet. Gene Ontology annotation, biological process: cholesterol biosynthetic process; triterpenoid biosynthetic process. Lineage: Eukaryota; Metazoa; Chordata; Mammalia; Chiroptera; Rhinolophidae. The transcript has 4 exons. The record is from RefSeq and is a predicted model, not a curated record.
CCGCCUCGAUGGGUCGUCUCGCGCUCCUCCACUGCGGUGGCCGAGGGCGCACUAGGCCCACCCUCGCGGCGUUCUGAUUGGCUGCUGAGGCAUCUGGCCAUCGCUCAGCACGGGUCGGCCGAGCGGCGCGCCUCUGCAGUGCUCUCCGGUGGGCUUUAAGAAGGGCCGCAGGUGGCUGGGGUCGCCGCAGAGGUCGCCGCGGCAGUCAUGACCGAGGGCACGUGUCUGCGUCGCAGAGGGGGACCCUAUAAGACACCGCCCGCCACCGACCUCAGCCGCUGGCGACUCAGCAAUGAGAGGGGAAGGCAGGUGUGGACGUAUUUUCAAGAGGAUGAGCCUGGCCGGGGGCAGACUGCGCUGGAAGCUCACUCCUUGGGACUGGACACCAUCUCGAAAACUAUCAACAUGCUUGUGCGCUGGCGUGUGGACGGGCCAGCCUUCGACCCUUUCAAGGAACACGUGUCCAGGAUUCCCGAUUUCCUGUGGCUGGGCCUGGACGGCAUGAAGAUGCAGGUGUGGCCAUAGGCCAGCUGCUGGCUUCCUUGGCAGCCAUAUUCCUCCUGCCUCUGGGUUUGUUGAGAUUCAGAAAUCCCUCACAAGGCCUGGCAGUGUGAUGCCAGGCUGCAGGUCCCCAUCUAAAGGGACGUGUGUGCCUCCUGGGCUGGGCCCUCAGAGGAACCGAGGUCCCUGGGGUCGUGGGAGGGGUCUGAGCCAUGUAGUUCCGAGCUGAGCUGUGGCUCAGGAGCAGACAGUGGCCUGAGUCGCACGCUGGCCAGGUGUCAGGUAGGGGGACGGCCCUGCCCUCACGGCCACCUGCCUCCGAGGGUGUUUAGCUACGUCCCCAGGCCUGAGCCCUUCUCUGCAUGCUGCCAGCCCAGUGGUCUGUGUUACUGGGCUCGUCCCCCAGUUUACACGUUGUAUGUAGUCGGUGAUCCUGACCAAACAGAAUAACUACUGUUACACACACUUGCAUUUUACUCAGGCAAUAAAAAUGUUUGAAGAGCCAGUGCCACCUACUGUUGCUUCCUCCGCAUCUCACAACUCUGUAAGAAUCAUGGAUUCGCUGGUCAGCUUCAUUCAUUUUCAUCUCCACCUGCCAUAUGAAUUCUUAUUUAUAAUUCACCUUGUUUCAAGAAGGAAUUAAGGUUAGAGACACGAGGCAAAGGAACACAAAAGCAGGAAGUUCAGACGGGCUGGGAGGGAUGUUAGCACCCGAGAUACGUGCCAGGGGCCUGGUUAGUCACUAUCCUUGGGCUCCAGAGUCAGUGUUUAACUUUCCAGGAGCAGCCGGAGAGGAGGAUGAGUGUAAGACAGAACCCCUGUAGUGGAGGACGUGCCUGCGGCCCUGACUGCUGUUCCUCACAGCACCUCACAGGGCAUCUGGUUGGCAGAAUCCAUGUGCACAGCCCGUCCUUGGGCAGAAGACGAGGCUGAAGGGCAGCUGCAGAGCAGGGGACUUGCCACAAGCGCUGGGCAGCAAUUCUUGUCCUCGGGCUUUUCAUGCUGUGUGACCUCUAUGCCUGGGAUUUGCUCUGGGAAUGGUGCUGUCUCGAAGACCCCCUUCAAUCAGGAGGGUGAGGGUGAUGUGGAUAGCUUUCGAGUUCCCUGUUGUUUUUAGUGAAAGUAAUCCAACCACUACUUUCCAUAUAGCGACUCCUACUGAGAGCCUUCCUCAGGACAGCAAUGCCCCAGCAGGUGUCUGAGACCCAUGCCUGACACAAGUGGGGAACAGCUGGUUUGCAUGGCAUUAGGCAGCCUGAGACACCUGCCGCACAGACAGGCCCUUUAUGGGCAUAAGAGGCAAUGAGCCUGAGACCCCACGGUCCCUGAUGUCCCCUCUGGUUCUUGGGAAGAGACAGGAGCAGGGUUGGCUCCUGGGCAUCCAGGAAUAGGGGAGCAGUGAAAUGCCUGUGGUGGCCAGAAGACAAAACAAACCAGCCUCUUACCCUUGGGUAGUAUUGAGUGGUCUAACAUACAUAUAAUGGGAGGCCCAGGAAACAGGGAGGGAGGGAGGCAGGCAGAAAAACUUCCAAAGUAAUCACGGCUGAAAUUCUUUCAAAUAUACUGAAAUAUAUAAGCCGAGCGAUCCAUCAAGCUCAGCAAACAUGUAGCAGACCAGAAAAACAACAAAACUAUGAGAUCAGAACCAAAUUGAUGAAAACCAAUGAUGAAUAAACAGAAAAACAGACAUGUCACUUACAAGUGAGUAAAGAUAAGAAUGGUGACCACCUUCCAUCAGGAAUAAUGCAAGCCAGAAGAGAGUGGAAUGACAUCUUUAAAGUGUUGAAAGGAAAAAAAAAAUGGUCAACUAGAAAUUCCAUAUUCAGAGAGACAAAAACCAGAGCUGAAGGAAUUUCCCAGCAGCCUUGUCCUACGAGAGAUGUGAAGUUGUUCAGCCUGAAGGAAAGUGGUACCAGAUGGAAACGUCCUCACCAAAGAAUGACGAGCACAAGAAAUGGUAAGUCUGGUAAAUAUAGAAGGCUUUUCCCUUGUCAUUUAAAAAAUGUGUUUAGGGGCCGGCCCAGUGGCUCAGGUGGUUAGAGCUCCAUGCUCCUAACUCCAAAGGCUGCC